CAUAUCUUGGGUUGGGAGGACUAGCACACGGACCUGCGGGAAGACACACAGCGAGCUGUUCCUAUGGUGCAAGACACAACCUCGCGUCUGCGAUAGCCUCGCACUCCACUCCCGCCUGCGCCACUGUUAAGAGGGAUUACACACCAACCGUAUGUCUGGGACUCGUUCAGUUAUCGAAUUUUCAGAGAAGAUAUGACUGUCUAAUUCUUGAUGAAUCAGAUGAAUGCUUUCUCGCCAUUAUCCGUGAGCAUUGGGUCAUGAUCACAUCGCCCACGGUCUCUGCUCUACGAAAUAGUAAAACAAAUCAAGCUUGGGAAAGCAGUGGUUCUCGGAAUAACAGCGCCGCGAACAUAAAUAAACCGUUUCUACACUCUGUUCCUCCCUCGGACCCAGUACGGCAAGCUAACCGUCUUCCCAUCAAGGUUUUGAAAAUGCUUACGGCUCGGACAGGACACAUUUUGCACCCAGAAUAUCUGCAGCCUUUGCCAUCUACACCGGUUAGUCCAAUUGAGUUGGAUGCCAAGAAAAGUCCUUUGGCUCUCUUGGCACAAACCUGCUCUCAAAUCGGCAAGCCUGAUCCGCCACCCGCUUCUAAGUUGUCCUCUGUAACCUCAAAUGGAUCUAAUGACAAAGAUUCCAAAACCGGUCCAUUAAAACUAAGUGACAUCGGAGUUGAAGACAAAUCCAGUUUUAAACCUUAUUCAAAAUCGUCAGAGAAGAAGGAUUCGUCCUCGGGGGCAUCUAGUGGAGAGAAAACUGGUUUCCGUGUGCCUAGCGCCACCUGCCAACCGUUCACGCCAAGGACAGGCAGCCCCAAUUCCAGCACUUCUGCAUCUCCGUUGCCAUCGGAGGGCAAAUUGGGAGAGCGCGAGGACAAGAAAGAGGCUGAAAGUAAUAAAAACAGUGUCGUGGACGUGUCUGGAACCACUAGCAUCAGUCACAGCAGGAUAAGCGUUAGUUGCGCUGGAAUUAACGUGGACGUCAACCAACAGGAGACCACAACUGGAUCAAAACCUGUAACGUCAGAUUCUACAUCUGUCUCCUCAAGUUCGUCAGCGUCGGUACUCGGGUCAGGGCUUGUGGCCCCCGUUUCCCCUUACAAACCUGGUCAAACGGUGUUUCCUCUUCCGCCCGCUGGCAUGACAUAUCCUGGCACCUUGGCAGGGGCGUAUGCUGGUUAUCCUCAACAUUUCCUGCCACCCGGAGGUAGCCUGGUAAAUGCACAACUUGCGAGUUCACUGGGUUGCAGUAAAGCAGGAUCGAGCCCUUUAGCGGGAGCCUCACCACCAUCGAUAAUGUCUGCCAGUCUGUGCAGAGACCCGUACUGCCUGAGCUAUCAUUGCGCAAGCCACUUGGCUGGAGCGGCCGGUGCUUCUUGUGCGCACGACUCGGCGGCGGCCGCGGCCGCUUCGGCUCUCAAGUCCGGAUAUCCACUAAUGUACCCUACGCACCCGUUACACGGAAUGCACUCCUCGCCGCCAUCUUUUACCGGACACCCUCUGUACCCUUACGGCUUCAUGCUCCCCAACGACCCCUUACCGCACAUAUGCAACUGGGUGUCAGCUAACGGACCUUGCGACAAGCGCUUUUCUUCAUCCGAAGAACUUCUGAACCACCUGCGGACCCACACCGCGUUCUCGGGAACAGAGAAAUUGUUAUCAGGUUACCCCGGCUCUUCGUCCUUAGCCAGCGCUGCAGCCGCGGCGAUGGCAUGCCACAUGCACAUGCCACCGACAGGACCCCCCGGAAGUCCCGGGACUUUGGCGCUUCGGAGCCCACAUCACGCUUUAGGACUAAGCAACCGCUACCAUCCAUAUUCUAAGAGCCCUUUGCCAACCCCUGGUGCCCCAGUGCCCGUGCCUGCAGCCACUGGGGCGUACUACUCCCCGUACGCACUGUACGGCCAAAGACUUACCACAGCCUCGGCGCUUGGAUACCAGUGAAAAGAAACAGCCCGACGGUCACAUAUUUGUAAGAGAUAAAACGAUAAAUAUAGACUUUUGCAUUAACUGUCCGCUUAAGGACUGGAUCCGUGGACUUGCUGUAUUUAUUUAUGUUAGCUUCAAGCGAGGAAAGAAGAUAUAAAAUAAUGGAAAAAAAUUCAAAGUGCAUUACUUUUAAACGGAACUCAAUCGGUGAAGUCAAAACCCACGUUAGGCACUAAUGGAAAUUGAGGGAGUUCCUUUCGUUGUUUAUUUGAAAUUGCUAUGAUUGUAUGGUUCGUUCUUAUUUAAUGUCUGAUUGAAAAGAAAAAAAAUUUACAUGCAUGUUUGUUACUAAAAUCCCAACUUGUCCAUAUAAUUUUAAAUUGCAAUUAUUUUUAAGGUGUAUACCAUGGAAAGAGAAUUGGUAUUUUUUGUAUGUAUUCUGGAAAAUAAGAAACAAUUCUGUUCCAAAACUCCGUGUUCAUAAUUUUGUACGACCGCGCAGAAUAUACAGAGGCAGUAGUGAAAAUGUCCACUGAAUUCAUUUUAGAGAAUUCUAUCUGGCAUAGAUGUUUAAUCCGCUAUAGCUAUACAGAGUGGGGAUCACCAAGGUUUUAAAAAGCAGUGGGUAGUGUACGCGUGUUCAUAUACUUGCACUGAAUGACAUUUAUUCCAGUUUAAGCAACGCAUAAUAUGGAUUGUCUGGUUCAACUUGAAUUGAUUUCUAAGUAAAUCCAACAAUAGCCUAUACGAAAGUUAAACAAUAUUUCUUAACAAAAUACAUUUACAUAUUACAGUUUAAACGAUGGAUUCGUAGUGAUGCAUUUUUGAACUGUACUUGUAUUUCAAGCGCAAUUUAAAGCAAGGAAACGCAAGCUGUUGAGCAAUCUACACGUACUAUUGAUUCUGAACAACUGAUCAUCAUGUGUUUUAUUACCUUUUAUAUAUUUAUGUUUACUAAAUUGAAUUAAUUUUUAAAAAAUUGAAUAUAAAAUAUUAUGGAUUGUGAAAUGCAGUAUGUGGAAAUGCCGUAGGCUAUCUAUUGUUGUUACGACUACAAACAAUUGGCAUUUCGACUACCUUUGAGAACUGGAGCUCACUAAAUUCUCGUUUUGGAUGGGAAAAACAUGAAAAAUGCUGAAUGUGUAUUCAGCGGCGUGUCUACAUGCAUUACAUAUAAAACCCCUCCUGUCUAAAUAAAAAGUAAAGGCUACGUUAUGUUUCACUGGAAAAGAUGUUAGAUAUUGUCAAUCUUCGUUAUUUGUCGUUAUUUUAGGCCAUCGAUAUUAAGGUACUCAAUGCAAAAUGUAUUUACGCGCAGGCACUUGACGUACCGAUCAUUUAAACGAGAAUUAACAGCAAUAAAACUAGUUGUUAGUAGGCCUAUUGUUAAAAAUUCAUCAGAAGGCCAUCGUUUAAUAUUUUACAGAAGCAUAAGAAAUACACUGAUUGUAUAAUAUCUUAGGCUUAGCGCCAGGAAACUGCACAAAUGUUUUUUUUUUUUUUAAAGUUUCAUCAGCACGUUUUUUCUGGAAACAGCUAUCUUUUCUGUUUGCGUUAUUUUUUGUUAAUAUUACACUAAGGAUACUUUAUAUGUGACUGUCAUUACUGUAAUUCUGUUCGAAUAUAUCUAUUUAAAAUUAUUUUUAUUUUACUUGAAGCAAAUCUACAAAAAAAUUGGGUUAUUACCGGUGAAUUAAAAUAACACUUUGAAGAAGGCUUCUCUACGACAAUUUAUAUUAGUGGUGAAGGCUACGACAAAAUAUAGCAAUUGUAGCACCGUUUUAUGCUCUUAUGUGUUGCCUAAAAUCUUCCCUUAUUGUUCCAAGUUAUAACUCGCUCGCAGUAUUGGCAAUUAGGUUUGGUGUGUAAAAUGUAUUGACGCCUUGAGUCAACAGUGAAACAUGCAUGAUCAUUUUAUUCACAGGGAGAAAAAAAGACUGACGGAAGUCUGACAGGAAGGCAAGCUUUGCAAAAAAAAAAAAUAUUUUCCUAAUGGUUGUAAAAUAAGUAGCCCACUUCUCACUCUGAACGCUUUUUAAAAGCCAUGGUGUAUUUUCUCAUCUCCUGAAGAACUAAAGCCUGACAGCACUCUCAUCCAUCUUCAACGCAACGCCACGAAACGGAAUAAUGUUAACGAUGUGCAUACAGAUCCCCUGGAAAAUAUUCCACAUGUCAGAACUGGAUAGUGGCACAAUGGCGCGCGGCCAAUUUGCACUAAAAUAACUGCUUUUCACCAAAUGACGGAUUUGUACUUGGACUAUAUGGUAUAUUCAUCUAUUUUUUAACUCUACCUAAGGACACAUACCAAAAUCUUUUUAUUAUUAUUUUUAUUUAUUUUUUGGUGGUGGUGGUGGGGGGUUACAUUCGAUUAAGGCUUAGAGCAGUGGGAUAAUUUGCGCGUCUGUGUUUAAAUGUCAAAUAGUAAAUGUAGCGUUGAACCAGGUCAGGUUGGCACUAUAUUUAAUGAAUGCAGGCCAAAUGAAAAAUUAAUAAUGGGGUCAAUAUGACAAAAUACGUUUUGUACCUUAAUUAAAAUAUAGAAAAACAUAGAAGAAAGACGCCACACACAGUGAGGGCGUUUAAUAGCUAUGAGAUUCCGUAAUGCGUCUAUAUCUCAUCUGUUUGAUUAGUAAAACUCAGCAGGGGACAAUUUAAACGUUUAUGCUUAUAUUACAGCCUCUACCACGUGAUACUUCCAUGGGUGUUCAGUGCUCACUUCACAGAAGUGUAGCUGAUUAGAGUUGCAAUGGAGAAAUAUUUUGGGUAUCUAAUAAUAAUAAUAAUAAUAACAAUAAAUCUUAUCAGCUUUUUUUUUAAAUUAAAGACUAAUUCCCAUGAGUCAGCUUCAUGCAUUCUGAAUUAAAACUAUCUUUAACACGCAUGUUAGAGAAAAAGAAAUGAAUAGACCUAAGUAGAUGCAUAAAUUUAUGAAUUGUAAAAAAAAAAAAGUAAAAUUAAAAGAAUACAUUUCCAUUGAUCAGUUUUGUAAUUUAACACUUGCAUUUUGUAUUAUUAAGCAUAUUUACACACACCAAAAAAGAAAAUAAAUAAAAUAUGUAGGCCAAGUAAAAAUACAUGUUUAAGCAUUUAUGACCGGUGGACUGAAAACGCGAGGAACGCUAAAUGGCAGUCUUUAUCAAUGGUAGCUUUGUUACCGUGGUAACACUCAACACAUGAAAAACAACGUUCCCGACAGCCUUCAUCGGUCGUGAUAUGUAGCAUAGCUUGCAAAAUAACCUUCGUUUAACCUUAUGAGCAAGGCUUUGUGCGAAUAACGUUACACAAAGUUUUUGCACUUGAAUUACACACCAGCAGAUGAAAACAGCAGCCAAUAAUUCCGUAUUUGUAAUUGUGCCUUGAACCUUUUCUUAAUUGUGUGUAGGCCUAUAGUUUUCUAUUUAAUUACACUCGGUGAGUUUAAAGACAUCAGUUCCUCCAUUCAUUUUGUGAUAAAUCAUGAUAAUAUUGUGAACAAAAACUCAUGAGCAGGCUAUGGUAGUCGUCCUUAUUUUUAUAUUAUUUUCAAAUACAAACUACCGAUUUUUAAAAUAUAUCGCUACUGUGUACAAUGCACCCCACGCAUUUAAUUUUCCAGUUUCAAACUGUUUUGGUAACUUCUUACCACUUCCAAAGUCUUUCACAUACUAACAGUAUCUAUACAUGUCACCCUUCUGGCUUUUAAUUUAUUCUCAAGCAAAAAGCAAAAAUGUUGCUCUUGCUGAAGUCCCUGCGAGUUUAAGAUUGGUGCGAUGACAGUGAAAAAGAGCAGCGUUUCCAAUUUUGCCCGCGUUUUCCCCCGUCAGGGCAGCUGUAUAGACCUUCCCAUUGGAAAGAGCAAUUCAUCAUGAGGCCACGCCCCCUUGGGCUGUCAUAGAAACAGCACAUGGGCACAUGUGCGCAUAAAUUACUCCCCUCUCCCAGACUCCCAGAGUGGAUAGAGAAUACAAAGAGGUACUCACAUAAAUAAAUAUGACGUAUCUAUGACAUAGGCCUACUUAUACUGCAGAUGGUCUAAUCAAAUCAGCAGAACAGGCUGCUAAAGACGAUAACAGAGCGAGAAUACUAGACACGAAAGAACAUUUUAUUAUUACUGUACUUCAGCGUAAAUAACUGAGUGACCAAAAUACAGCAGAUCUACCAAAAUAAAAAUGAAAUGAAGCAUCCAUAAUAUAAAUAAAAAAUAAGUUUCACAUAUUGUUAAUGGCAGUGUCUCCGGGUUCUGUAGGUGAUGACAGCUGAACAGAAUCAUGAUGAAACAAAAGUGAGGUCAAAGUUUGAAAGGUCAAGUGAGGGUCAGUGUGUAAAGGAUUGCAACAUUAAGAGGACUGGCUCAAGGAGAGCUCUUUCAAAAACGCUAAGGUUCCUUUAAUAUUUAAUACGGGAAAUGUUUGUCCAGUCAUGUAUUUCUGUCAAAAUAACAAGAGAAAGAACACUUUUGCCAAGAGUUGCUCAGAUGCUGUGAAGUGCGAUUACUGAAAUUGGUCUGAAACCAAUACCGCCUGUUUAUCCUUCAGCCUGUGACUCCUGACUGGCUAACCACUGGAGAUUCUGCUUACAAAGAACAGCGGUUGUUUUUAUUUCAUUUCCAUGAACAUUUGUAUAGUACUAGCACUUGUACUGUUCUGCAUAAAAUAACCCUAUAUAUAUAUAUAUAGUGAGCUCCAUAAUGUUUGGGACAAGGACAUAUUAAUUUUUUUUAUUUGGCACUGUACUCCCAAAUUUUAGAUUUGUAAUCAAACAAUUAACACAUCGCUAAAGAGCAGAUUCUCAGCUUUUAUUAUAAAUAGUUCCCCCUUUCAGGUGUUUCUGAUUAGUCGGGUGUUUUAUUUGCUCCCAUAGUUCAGGUAUAAGAGAGUUUUCAGCAUCUAAUCUCUAUUUUAGACUUUUGAUUGCCUUUGGAGUCUGUUAUUGGUGUUUGUCAACAUGAGUACCAGAUUUGUGCCAAAGAAAGUCAAGGAAGCCAUUAUGAGGCUGAGAAUUAAUAAUUAAAAAAAAAAAAAACAGUCAGGGACAUACGCCAAACCUUAGGCUCAUCAAAAUCAACUG
This is a messenger RNA of Anguilla rostrata (American eel), 6974 nucleotides long. RefSeq names its product zinc finger protein 503 (gene znf503). Gene Ontology annotation, biological process: negative regulation of DNA-templated transcription. Lineage: Eukaryota; Metazoa; Chordata; Actinopteri; Anguilliformes; Anguillidae. The transcript has 2 exons. Gene Ontology annotation, cellular component: nucleus. The record is from RefSeq and is a predicted model, not a curated record. Bases 258 to 1943 code for a protein of 561 amino acids.